UUCAACCUCGCUUUCGGCUAACGCUCGUCUAACCUUUUUUUUUUUGUCGAUGGCAUGGUGCUAGCAGCCGCAGUAGAAAUUACAAGCACUUAAAAAGCGAAUUUCUCGAUCUUCUUUGAAGUCGCAACUUAACUUAAAUUUCUGCAAGCACAUGUCAGCCAUCAUACAGUCAACAAUUCAGCCUUCAGCCUCACACUUUGAGGUUGCCAUUUAUUCACCAAGGUUAGCCAGCUAGCGGGCUAACGAUAGCCGAUUAACGCUAAACAACUUGAGCCAACUCUUAACUCGGCAGACGCUUUUACACUCGCUACUACUUCUUGAAUUCGCUGAAGUCGAAUUAAAACGACCAGGGUAAGGGAAGUAACAUGGCGGAAGCCGACAAGUUGAACAUCGAUUCCAUUAUACAGCGUCUCUUGGAAGUGAAAGGCUCCAGACCUGGUAAGAAUGUUCAGCUGACAGAGAAUGAAAUCCGUGGACUCUGCCUCAAAUCCCGGGAGAUCUUCCUCAGCCAGCCGAUCCUGCUCGAACUUGAGGCCCCCCUGAAGAUUUGUGGGGAUGUCCACGGACAAUACUAUGAUCUUCUGAGGCUGUUUGAAUAUGGAGGCUUUCCUCCGGAGAGCAACUACCUGUUCCUGGGUGAUUAUGUAGACCGAGGCAAGCAGUCCCUGGAGACCAUCUGCCUGUUGCUGGCUUACAAGAUCAAAUACCCAGAAAACUUUUUUCUGCUGAGAGGAAACCAUGAGUGUGCGUCUAUUAACAGAAUAUAUGGCUUCUAUGAUGAGUGUAAAAGGCGGUACAACAUAAAGCUGUGGAAGACCUUCACCGACUGCUUCAACUGUCUGCCUGUCGCAGCCAUCGUUGACGAGAAGAUCUUCUGUUGCCAUGGAGGCCUGUCCCCAGACCUCCAGUCCAUGGAGCAGGUGCGGCGGGUCAUGCGCCCCACUGACGUGCCCGACCAGGGCCUCCUGUGCGACCUGCUGUGGGCUGACCCGGAUAAYGACGUUCUGGGCUGGGGGGAAAACGACCGCGGCGUCUCCUUCACCUURGGCGCAGACGUCGUCACAAAGUUCCUCCACAAACACGACAUGGACCUGAUUUGUCGAGCCCAUCAGGUGGUUGAGGAUGGCUACGAGUUCUUUGCAAAGAGGCAGCUGGUGACGCUGUUCUCAGCCCCGAACUACUGCGGCGAGUUCGACAACGCGGGGGCGAUGAUGAGCGUAGACGAGACCCUGAUGUGCUCAUUCCAGAUCUUAAAACCUGCAGACAAGAAGCUGUUUUAUGGCGGAGGAGGCGGUCUGAGCACCGGUCGCCCCGUCACUCCUCCCAGGAAAGCUAAGAAAUGACAUCAGUAGUUUGCUUUCGACCUCCAGCCCCGACCCCUCUUGCCCUCUCUACCUCUUUUCUCCUUUCUUUCACCAAACAGCCAGAAAUCAAACCUAUACCCAGGGCUUUUAUUUUUUCUUUUUUUAACUGUACUUCUUAAAGCAUUAUUGUUAUGAAUUGUCUGAGUGGGUGUGUGAACGUGCGCAGGUGAACGUAAAAAAAAACAACACAUGUACAUUUUGUGCGAAAUUAUUACAAUUUAUACUUUUCCCCUCUCGCUCUUAAGACCCUCCCAGUGGACGUGUUUGAAACCACAGCUGUAAUCUGGCUGAAGAUUACUGAGAAAUUGAACAGGAACGACUUCACCUACAGAUGUUUGCUUGUAGGGCGUGGAGGGAGCGGAGUAGAGAUGCACCCAGAAUCUGCUCGUGAACGGUACCGACCGGUAUUCAGGCCGACCGGCCUCGAUUAGUGAUCUGCUGGUCGACACUCAAAAAUCAGAUCUUUCAGAUUAUCUGCUGCUCACCUUGUCGCUAACGAUGGGUCUGAGCAAAUGAGAGUGGACAGCUCUGUUUUUAUGUUUGACUGUUUAGAGACAUGAUUAAUCAGGAUGUUAGUAAUAAUAAUGAUGCUCAGGAUGUUAAAAUGUCAGCUCAGUGGUUGUUUUUUAUUUGUUUUUAUCGUGGAUCUGUUGUUAGGCUGACUCGACUUUUGCUCCUGAUAUGUUUAAUUAUUAAUUGUUAACAGCAGACAGGAUUAUGGCUGCAGUAAAAAGAAGCAAUGAUUUAAUAGAAAAACAUUUAAUAUUUUCUUUACUUUGGACAAAGCUGCAAAUUUUAAUGGAUAUCAUGUGGCGGUUAAAAUAAAUUUAGGUGAAGCAUUUGUGUGUACAAAAGCGAAAUGUUUAGUAGCUAUAAUCUCAUUUAUGCUGGUGUAGAUUCUCAGUUAUCAGGGUUACAGUAAGUCCAAAAAGAAAUUUAAUUAAAUUGACUAUUUUAGGUGAAACUACCGCAAAGAAAUUCCAGUUUUCUUUCUGAAUAUAAUCUGAUUCAUCAGAUUAUACGGUGAAUAUUUUUCUGGUACGUUUCAUUUGAUCAGAUCUCUGUUUAAUAAUCUGGAGGUUAUUUGUAGAAUUACAGUGACAGAGAAAGAUCAGCAGCAUUAUUUUUUUGUUUAUUCCCACCACCCACCCCAUAUUAAAUGUUUCUGCUUUAAACAUUUUGUUGUGAUCAGACCGUUAAAUCUGCUGCUUACAGGG
Messenger RNA from Austrofundulus limnaeus, 2581 nucleotides. It is a transcript of the gene ppp1cab, whose product is annotated as protein phosphatase 1, catalytic subunit, alpha isozyme b. Gene Ontology annotation, cellular component: nucleus; cytoplasm. Gene Ontology annotation, molecular function: protein serine/threonine phosphatase activity. Bases 366 to 1343 code for a protein of 325 amino acids. The transcript is spliced from 7 exons. The record is from RefSeq and is a predicted model, not a curated record. Lineage: Eukaryota; Metazoa; Chordata; Actinopteri; Cyprinodontiformes; Rivulidae.